This is a messenger RNA of Coregonus sp. 'balchen', 7922 nucleotides long. The record is from the annotation of a GenBank genome assembly. NCBI's taxonomy places the organism in Eukaryota, Metazoa, Chordata, Actinopteri, Salmoniformes, Salmonidae.
AUGACUAUAUUUGGUUUCAUUCCCACCCCCCAAGUUACAAGGGGAGGAGUGACCGAGUGCACACUACAGGAGAAAGGUAGAGAAUUGAGACGCACUGCAUAUCCUUCCAAAAUGACAGAGCCAACUAUAUACCACUCAGUAAAUACUCAGGUCAUGCAAUCACAUGAAAACUCUGAUAGCGACACGAGCCAACAAACAGAGUACAGCCUGCUGCAAGUGAACGGGGCAUGGAACAGACAGACUGGUGGACAGUCUCAGAAGGAGGGACGGUUAUCAGCUGCUAAAAUGUGAGUAGGUUAUACUUUGCAUUUACAUUUUGUAUUUUUCUUGUGGAAAGAUUUAGCACAUCUCAUAAGCAUGACAGAUCACCUUGCUGAAUGGCAGUGUAAAAAAAAAGGGGGGAGUAUACUUCUGGUUCCAAAUCCUAGGAAUCAAAUGAGUUACUUUUGAUUAAUGUUUAUUUUAACUAUAUAUAUUAUUUUAGAACAGGGAAGAUGUUUCAUAUUUGUUGACUCAAUGUGAGUCAGCAGUCCUUUUCAUAAAUGGCUCGGUGAACUGGAAGACACGGGAUAUCUUUCUAUUUUGGGCACAGCUGACAUUUCAGCUUGUUUAACCGUCAGUGUAGAGUAGACCACCAGUGGAAAAGUUGUUUAACAGUUUGUAAUUUUAUCUGUACACCUUUACUUUGCAUCCCAACUAGCCUACUGGGAGCCAUUGUUCUUGUUGACAGUGUAAUUGUCAUAAUAUUGUGUGUAUUAAAAAUGUUAGAUGUUAAGUGUGUAUUUAUAGAAAGGUUAGUGGUCAUACGCACAUCAUUAACUUAGGUGCUGGGCUAAUAAAGAAUACUUGUAAAGAACAGGAAGGCCCGCACACUGUUUAUGCCCCCAAUUCACUGCUUUAUUAACAACCAUCUUCGUCAGGUCAAACAGACAGUGCUCACAUCCCAAAAUAUACACAUUUCACCUCACAUGACCAUGGUGGGUGUGGAAACAAUUCAAUUCACUUUUGCGCAUAGUCAAUCAUAAUCACAGAGGUACAUAUAGACAUAAAUUAUUAUAUACACUACCAGUCAAAAGUUUGGACACACCUACUCAUUCAAGGGUUUUUCUUUCUUUUUACUAUGUUCUACAAUGUAGAAUAAUAGUGAAGACAUCAAAACUAUGAAAUAACAGAUAUGGAAUCAUGUAGUAACUAAAAAGUGUUAAACAAAUCAAAAUAUAUUUUAUAUUUGAGAUUCUUCAAAUAGCCACCCUUUGCCUUGAUGACAGCUUUGCACACUAUUGGCAUUCUCUCAACCAGCUUCAUGAGGUAGUCACCUGGAAUGCAUUUCAAUUAACAGGUGUGCCUUCUUAAAACAUAAUUUCUGGAAUGUCUUUCCUUCUUAAUGCAUUUGAGCCAAUCAGUUGUGUUGUUACAAGGUAGGGGGGUAUACAGAAGUUAGCCCUAUUUGGUAAAAGACCAAGUCCAUAUUAUGGCAAGAACAGCUCAAAUAAGCAAAGAGAAACGAGCGUCCAUCAUUACUUUAAGACAGUCAAUACGGAAAAUGUCAAGAAAUGUGAACGUUUCUUCAAGUGCAGUCGCAAAAACCAUCAAGCGCUAUGAUGGUAGGGAUGUAGCUCAGUUGGUAGAGCAUGGCGUUUGCAACGCCAGGGUUGUGGGUUCGAUUCCCACGGGGGGGCCGGUAUGAAAAAAUUAUGUAUGCACUCACUAACUGUAAGUUGCUCUGGAUAAGAGCGUCUGCUAAAUGACUAAAAUGUAAAAUGUAAAUGUAAUGAAACUGUCUGUCAUGAGGACCACGACUGGAAUGGAAGACCCAGAAUUACCUCUGCUGCAGAGGAUACAUUCAUUAGAGUUAUCAGCCUCAGAAAUCACAGCCCAAAUUGAGUUCAAGUCACAGACACAUCUCAACAUCAACUGUUCAGAGGGGACUGUGUGAAUCAGGCCUUCACCGUCAAAUUGCUGCAAAUAAACCACUACUAAAGGACACCAAUAAGAAGAAGAGACCUGCUUAGGCCAAGAAACACGAGCAAUGGACAUUAGACCAGUGGAAAUGUGUCCUUUGGUCUGGAGUCCAAAUUUGAGAUUUUUGGUUCCAACCGCCGUGUCUUCGUGAGACGCGGUGUGGGUGAACGGAUGAUCUCCACCUGUGUAGUGCCCACCGUAAAGCAUGGAGGAGGAGGUGUUAUGGUGUGGGGGUGCUUUGCUGGUGACAAUGUCUGUGAUUUAUUUAGAAUUCAAGGCACACUUAACCAGCAUGGCUACCACAGCAUUCUGCAGCGAUACGCCAUCCCAUCUGGUUUGGGCUUAGUGGGACUAUCAUUUGUUUUUCAAUAGGACAAUGACCCAACACACCUCCAGGCUGUGUAAGGGCUAUUUUACCAAGAAGGAGAGUGAUGGUGUGCUGCAUCAGAUGACCUGGCCUCCACAAUCACCCGACCUCAACCCAAUUGAGAUGGUUUGGGAUGAGUCGGACGGCAGAGUGAAGGGAAAGCAGCCAACAAGUGCUCAGCAUAUGUGGGAACUCCUUCAAGACUGUUGGAAAAGCAUUCCAGGUGAAGCUGGUUGAGAGAAUGCCAAGAGUGUGCAAAGCUGUCAUCAAGGCAAAGGGUGGCUAUUUGAAGAAUCUCAAAUAUAAAAUAUAUUUUGAUUUGUUUAACACUUUUUUGGUUACUACAUCAUUCCAUGUGUUAUUUCAUAGUUUUGAUGUCUUCACCAUUAUUGUACAAUGUAGAAAAUAGUAAAAAUAAAAAAAAGCCCUUGAAUGAGUAGGUGUGUCCAAACUUUUGACAGGUACUGUACAUACAAAUCGGUCCAAGUUAAAACCUAGGCAACAGUAAAAAAAAAAAAGAUUAUGUUGGAAACUGUUGGAAUACCCGCCCAUAUGACCAUAACGCGCAGGGCGCACGGUGGCCGUAGAUAUAAUUACAGACCUAUUUAAAAAACAACUUAUGUACCUCUAAUAAUUUGAUAUAAAUGAGAUUGGUACAUGUAGAAGUUACAGAAAAUAUAAUGUAUACAUACACUACCGUUCAAAAGUUUGGGGUCACUUAGAAAUGUCCUUGUUUUCGAAAGAAAAGCAUUUUUUUUGCCCAUUAAAAUAACAUCAAAUUGAUCAGAAAUACAGUGUAGACAUUGUUAAUGUUGUAAAUGGCUAUUGUAGCUGGAAACAGUGACAUACACUCCCCUUACAAAGAAAGAUUGCAGUUUUGAAUCUGCAGUAAAAGUGCAGUAACUGCAGUGGACUGUGGUAUUUUGGACGCAGUAACUGCAGAAUAACUGCAGUGUACAUCAGUUACACUGCAAAAUUACUGCAGUAAAAAAACAGUGUUAUUUUGGAUGCAGUAUUUGCAGCAUACUGCAGAUAUACUGCACUCUAACUACAGUUAUACUACAGCAUACUGCAGUUAUACUGCACUCUGACUGCAAUAUUUUUUCGUAAGGGUCUGAAUGAUCUAAAAUGAUAGAUCCCAUAUUGGUCUUUCAGUCAGGCCACCCCAAGCUGUGCUGUGCAGUAGGCUAAUAGUAGGCCUACUAUUGAGACAGAAAUUCACGUUUCAGAUUUUCCCCUAUUUUUCCAGGUUUUCGUUCUUUUCAGAAAAACAACAAAAUGGUAUGUUCUAUGUUCAUAACAAUGCUUAAACCACAUCAGGAGACCACUUUUGAGGUCUGGGGAAAAUAAUAUGCCAUUUAGCAGACGCUUUCAUCCAAAGCGACUUACAGUCAUGUGUGCAUACAUUUUUACGCAUGGGUGGUCCCGGGGAUCGAACCCACUACCCUGGCGUUACAAGCGCCAUGCUCUACCAAUUGAGCUACACUAUUGUUUGAUUAGCAGUGUUUCUGUAGCACAUGAGAUGGAGUUUGCAAAAGAAAUGGCCACUGGAUUGAUGGAAAUAAUCAUCAUGAUAUCAUUCUGACAGGUAGGCAUAGGCUACUUUGUAGCUAGUUAACAUUUAAUAGAGAAGGUUUUUGGGAAAGCCUUUCCAUCUACCAGAAGAUGGUUAGGCCUAUCAUUAGCAUCACUAUAGUUGUCCUGUUCCUUCAUUGUUUGAAACCUGGACGUUUUAAUUCAUAAUAUGAGGCAUGUCUUACCUUGCUUCAAAGUAGCCUAUAGCCAAAAUCCAACCAUAGAAACGUGGAUGGAAUUAUUUUGAUAAAUACUUACUUAUUAUUAUGCGUUCUCCUGUUCUAUUGGUUUAAUUUCAACAUUCUUUAAUUGUCUAGCAGCCAAAGACAUUAUCGUAAUUAUAUUAGCAACCCAUGAUAGUUGUUGCAUCUUUAAAUCCCCCCUCUUUCUAACUGAUAUUUCCAUCUCUGUCAAUGAAACCGCUUGCAUGUGCGGUGCGCAUUUUAGAACGGUGUUUUGGUUCAGAGCUUUAGGAGACAUGGCGGACAAACUGUAAAGCCAAUACAAUUAUCUUCUCAGUAAUAGAUUGUCGAUAUCUCACCGCAUCGUGUUAGUCUUAACAUGUUCGAUACCAAUGUAUCUCAGAGAGCUGAUGUGACGAGCCUCCAUGAAAUGCGCAGCCACGGGUUUCUCUGGUCAGGAGUCCUGAUAUUACUCCUGUGUUCUGCUUUCCUUGUUUUCAGAGCUCGUUUAGUUUUUCCUACAUAGCAUAGACCACCAAUACAUUUGAUCAGGUAUACCACAUUUUUUUGUGGAACACGUAAUGAUGCCCUUAAUCUUAAUGCCCUUGCCCGUGAAAGGGUGAUUGAACAUUGUGCAUUUGUUCGUAAAGUUACACUGAGUAGGCCUACACCCGCCACAUCUGUAAAUACCGUCUGGCAUAUUGUCUAGGAGUGUGCUAAGUGGCACGGGUGGAAAAUCAGACUUCACCACCACUGAUGUUUGGGGCGCGUUAGAAGACUACCCGCGGGGGUUCUUUAAAAGUAUUUUCCAGUUGUGAAUCAGUGCUCAAGAUGUGCCAGUGUUUUUUAAUGAUAUGGUCGAACUGUUUGCGAAGUGGGGAGUAUUGAAGGAAGCAUUGAACUCGUUGGUCAGGGGGGCGGGGUGGUUUGGGCGUGAGGCUGUCAUCCUGGGUCAUAUCUUUGAAACGGUCCCUUGAGUCAUGCAGCCAUUCCUCUGGAUAAUUCCGUUGUCUGAAACGCUCAUCCAGACAGACGGCUUGUUUGUCAUAGUCACUGUGUACUACAGAUCCUACGUAUGCGACUGUAUUAGCUGAUAGGGAGGCUUUUUAUCAGGGGUGUAGGGUGCAGCUAUCUCCGCGUAACAGUGAAUUCCUGUCCGUCGGCUUUCUGUAUAGGGCCGUGCUAAAGCCACCUCCCUCUUUAUCAAAAUGUCCAGAAACUUGUUUAAUGCGCAUCAAAUGUGAGGGUGAAUUUUAGAUAUUCACUGCUUAUAUUGAUGGAGUGGAAUUGAUGAAGUUCCUCUGCUGUACCCUGUAAUGGAAGGAAUAAUGUCAUCAAUGAAACGUUUCCAGAGCUUGAUAUGGCGCAAGAAUGGAUUGUUAGGGCUGAAAAUCAUAUUCUUCUCAAACAACCCAGCAUACAGAUUGGCAUAAUUCGGUGCCAUUUUACUGCCGUGGCAGAUCACUUCUGUUGAAUGAACAUGUAAUUUUCAAACAUGAAAAAGUUCUUAGAACAAUCUCAGCCAGUUCAACAAUACAGGUAGUGCUAGGGAGUGUGCCAGUGGGUUGUUGACUAAGAUAGUGUGCCAUAGCUUCUAGGCCUCCCUGGUGGGGGAUGUUUGUAUACAGGGAUUCAACAUCAAAGCAAGGGUUAGUAUGUAUAGUCAAGCCAGACGAAAACAGUAAAGCUUUAUAAAUCCAUUCAAACCUGCCACUAUGACAGUUGUUGUGAUCACUUACCAUUUCUGCUGGCUCCUCAUGCAGUUUCCAGAGAACCUCAGAACAUGGCCUCUCCUGGACAGUGGUCAGCCCUAUUGUGUUCACCUACAGAGUGAUCCAAUGCCACAACCUGCUGGAUGUUGGGAAUGACACACUGCUAUGUGGUCAUAUAGAGGACCAGGAAGAGCUCAAGGCCUUCAGAAGCAAAACCAAGCCCAUCAAACGCUUCAUUGUCAUCGAUGAGACAGUCAAUCAGCUCUAUGGCUCCCAGGUCACCAGGUAUUUUGAGGCCAGAAAUGUUCUCUAUAGGAUCCUCCCACUGCCCACUACAGAGGAGAACAAGUCCAUGGAGCUCGUGACCAGGAUUCUGGAGGAGGUCCACAAGUUUGGGAUAGACAGGCGCUCUGAGCCCCUCAUUGCUAUUGGAGGAGGGGUGUGUCUGGAUGUGGUGGGCCUAGCUGCUUCUCUCUACCGGAGACGAACCCCAUAUAUCCGUGUCCCGACAACCCUGCUUUCCUACAUUGAUGCCAGUGUGGGGGCCAAAACUGGAGUCAACUUUGCCAAUGGCAAGAACAAGCUGGGGAGUUACAUACCCCCGGUCGCAACAUUUUUAGACCGGACUUUCAUCCGAACUGUUCCUCGCAGGCAGGUUUCUAAUGGAAUGGCAGAAAUGUUAAAGGUACUCAUCAUCGCAGCAUGGGUACAGUAUGCAUGUGGGUUAAAUACGUGAAAGCUCUCUAACACAUUACAAACUGAGCAUGUCAUCUUUUCUAAAAGGACUGAGACUGUUGCUGUGCAUUUCGAGGCAUAUCUGGACAACAGUUGUUUUGGACAAACAUCCCUUAACAGCAAGGUGUGGUUGUAUUUGUUUGCUGUCUAUUACAUGUCUAAUACACUCUACUAAUCACUAUUACUAAUUUACAAAUAUGAAUGAAGAAAGUUAAGCACUUUUUACGAGCCUAAACCACCCCAUUGAUAGUGGCUUACUUCCAAACUCUGAAUGGAGCUAAUAAAUCAGCCAUCAUCCGUUGUGUUUUAGAUGGCUCUGAUGAAACACAGGGGCCUGUUUGAGCUCCUGGAGACUGAAGGCAGGUACCUGCUGGACUCCAGUUUCCAAUCCCGUGACAAGUUCAGUGGCUGCUGUGACCUGGAGGAUGCAGCCUCUUUGUCCACACGGAUUGCCAUAGAAACCAUGCUAGAGGAGUUGGCUCCCAAUCUGUGGGAGGAUGACCUGGACAGACUGGUGGACUUCGGCCAUCUAGUCAGCCCUGAGCUAGAAAUGGUAAAGAUAUGAUCACUGAAUUGAUACUAGUGAACGAUAAAAAAGGUGUAUGGAGAGGAUAUAAAAGGAUGGAGAGGAAGGCAUCAGGGAAGGUGUGAAUGAUCAGAUACAUUUUUGACAAGUGAAGAGACAAUUCGGCAAAUGUGAAUACAGUAUAACUUUACCUUUGGAACUAAACUCUUUAUGCUCCAUUGCAGAAAGUGCUGCCUGCGCUGCUCCACGGGGAGGCAGUGAACAUUGACAUGUCCUUCAUGGUGUACGUGGCCCACCAGAAAGGGCUCCUGACGGGAGAGGAGAAGGCCCGGAUCAGCCGCUGCAUGUUGGGGCUGGAGUUGCCUGUGUGGCACCAGGACUGCACUCUGGCCCUUGUGCAGAAGUCUCUGAGCGAACGACUGAAGCACUCUGCAGGGUCCCUGAGGAUGCCUCUUCCCAAAGGACUGGGCUGUGCAGGUCUGGACAUCUUUCCUUUAAGAACACCAUCAGCCUGCCUUUUUAUAUCAGUCUCAAAACAUUCCUAGAUAUUCCAUACAGUAUGUGUUUUGUAAUUACCUAAACAAGCAAGCUCAUUGACUAUACUGUACAUUCUGUCUCAUCUCUACAGAAAUCUUCCAUGACAUCAGUGAUGAAUUCCUGUGUCAGGCUUUCAAGAGCUGGUGUGAUGAACUUGGUUCUUCUUGACAUCUGGAGAUAACAAUAUCCACACGGAAUACACUGAUGCCAUUAUGAGCUGGUGAAGAUGAAAUACUGUAUUUCAUAUUCAAUAUGUUUCAGUCAACACACAUUACUUGAAGUCUACCAAUACAAUAUUAAUAUAUAUAAUAUACAGUGCCUUCAGA